UUUAACUGUGUUACUCAUAAGAAACUUGUGGGUGUAAAAGUAUAAUUUCUUGGAUACAUUUUAAUACUGUUUUAUAUUAGAGCCACGUUUGAUAGGGAAGCCCUAAAUCAGGUUAAAGUCCAUUUAUCAUAGACCAUUAUACUGUGUUUAACUCGUCUUUGUCCUCCGUUAGAGAAUGACAAAAUGAACAAAGAGUAAGAAAAAUAUUUAAAAUUUACACAGCAAUAAGAAGAGUGAAAACAAAGUGUCUACUGGGAUGACUGAUUUGGACGCUUCUUGAGCCCAUAGGUGGGCAUGAGGACACAGGAACACAUUACAGAAUUGAUGGGUGGAGUGGGUGGUAAACUCAUGCUAGGGAUCUUUCACACUGCCCCAUGAACUCCCGAACCUUUCUCUCCUGGGUCUGCAUAAAUUAGUGAGUGAAUUAACUAGUCAAUUUAAGACAAGGCUGACAAAUUAUGAGCAAUAUUUUUUUUCAGUGGUUUGGAAACCUAGUUACCAUGGAAUGGUGGAAUGAUCUUUGGCUAAAUGAAGGAUUUGCAAAGUUUAUGGAGUAUGUGUCAGUCAGUAUUACUCAUCCAGAUCUGAAAGUUGAAGAUUAUUUUUUAGGCAAGUGUUUUGAUGCCAUGGAGGUGGAUGCAUUAAAUUCCUCACAUCCUGUGUCUACUCCUGUGGAAGAUCCAGCUCAAAUUCAAGAAAUGUUCGACGAUGUUUCCUAUGAAAAGGGAGCUUGCAUUCUAAAUAUGUUAAGGGAUUACUUGAAUGCAGAUGUGUUUAAAGCUGGGCUUGUACAAUAUCUGCAGAAGUACAGCUAUCAGAAUACAAAAAAUGAAGAUCUAUGGAACAGUCUGGCACAUGCAAGUAUUUCUUGGCGGGCGGGGGUGACGGGUUUGGUCAAAGAGACCCCCUUGGGACUGUCACUUGAUGUGCUGAAACUACCUCUGAGCCAGUUUUCCCUGCCAUUCCAGAACCCUAUCUUGUUGAACCAGACAUGCUACUUUCUGAAACACAGACCCAGGGUCUGAACCACGCCCUCAAAGCUUCAGACUUUAACCAAAAUUGCUCAGCAGAUUUCCUAUCUCCAGCACCCAGACACCCAGCUCCCAAUGGGAUCCAAACCCCAAAUAAAUC
Messenger RNA from Chelonoidis abingdonii (Abingdon island giant tortoise), 1131 nucleotides. The record is from RefSeq and is a predicted model, not a curated record. Lineage: Eukaryota; Metazoa; Chordata; Testudines; Testudinidae.